Aspergillus vadensis CBS 113365 is the source of this 440-nucleotide messenger RNA. RefSeq lists its product as uncharacterized. Lineage: Eukaryota; Fungi; Ascomycota; Eurotiomycetes; Eurotiales; Aspergillaceae. The record is from RefSeq and is a predicted model, not a curated record. The coding region runs from base 108 to 344 and encodes 78 amino acids. The transcript has 2 exons.
AUAUUCACCCAGUUGCGUGAGUUUAUGGUUCGUGCUGCUGUCGACGCGGAUCAGCGGGUAAAAUAGUACAUUUAGAUCUGCAAACAAGCAUUGAUCCACUUCGUGGUAUGUGCUGCGCUUUUUCUUCCCCUUCUUCCUCGUCAUUUUGUGCCUUUUCCAUGCAUCCCUAUCAUCAUCUGCCACUUAAGUUCCCAAUCUUCCCCGCGACGUGCUCGUUUGUCAAUUCCGGGGUCAGAAAGUCUGCGGGCGCACCUUUCACUACUAGAUCUACUAGUAUCUCGCCCUUGAUUUGCCUUUGUACAAUUCAGUUGUUGUCAUUGGCGGUGUUAGUUUCGUCGAUUUAAGUUGCUUGCUUGCUCCUUGCUGCGGCCCCAACUCCGGCUACGGAGUGGCAUCCUACGUGGUCUUCCUUCCUCCCCCCCAAAGGGAGUAGGUUUGCU